This is a messenger RNA of Lottia gigantea (owl limpet), 1407 nucleotides long. RefSeq lists its product as hypothetical. The transcript is spliced from 6 exons. Lineage: Eukaryota; Metazoa; Mollusca; Gastropoda; Lottiidae. The annotation marks the transcript as partial. The record is from RefSeq and is a predicted model, not a curated record.
GAGUAUGUUUAUAAACAGCCAUUAGUACACGAGUAUGUUUAUAAACAGCCAUUAUAUGUUCAUAAACAGCCAUUAGUACACGAGUAUGUUUAUAAACAGCCAUUAGUACACGAGUAUGUUUAUAAACAGCCAUUAAUACACGAGUUUGUUUAUAAACAGCUAUUAGUAUACGAGUAUGUUUAUAAACAGCCAUUAGUACACGAGUAUGUUUAUAAACAGCCAUUAAUACACGAGUUUGUUUAUAAACAGCUAUUAGUACACGAGUAUGUUUAUAAACAGCUUUUAGUACACGAGUAUAUUUAUAAACAUCCAUUAGUAAACGAGUAUGUUUAUAAACAGCCAUUAGUACACGAGUAUGUUUAUAAACAGCCAUUAAUACACGAGUUUGUUUAUAAACAGCCAUUAGUACACGAGUAUGUUUAUAAACAGCCAUUAAUACACGAGUAUGUUUAUAAACAGCUAUUAAUACACGAGUUUGUUUAUAAACAUCCAUGUUCUCCAUUAAUACACGAGUAUGUGUAUAAACAGCCAUUAAUACACGAGUAUGUUUAUGAACAGCCAUUAGUACACGAGUAUGUUUAUAAACAGCCAUUAGUACACGAGUAUGUUUAUAAACAGCCAUUAAUACACGAGUAUGUUUAUGAACAGCCAUUAGUACACGAGUAUGUUUAUAAACAGCCAUUAGUACACGAGUAUGUUUAUAAACAGCUAUUAGUACACGAGUGUGUUUAUAAACAGCCAUUACCAUUAGUACACGAGUAUGUUUAUAAACAGCUAUUAGUACACGAGUGUGUUUAUAAACAUCCAUUAGUACACGAGUAUGUUUGUAAACAGCUUUUAGUACACGAGUGUGUUUAUAAACAGCCAUUAGUACACGAGUAUGUUUAUAAACAGCCAUUAGUACACGAGUAUGUUUAUAAACAGCCAUUAGUACACGAGUAUGUUUAUAAACAACCAUUAGUACAUGAGUAUUAUGUUUAUAAACAACCAUUAGUACACGAGUAUGUUUGUAAACAGCUUUUAGUACACGAGUGUGUUUAUAAACAUCCAUUAGUACACGAGUAUGUUUAUAAACAGCCAUUAGUACACGAGUAUGUUUAUAAACAGCUAUUAGUACACGAGUAUGUUUAUGAACAGCCAUUAGUACACGAGUAUGUUUAUGAACAGCUAUUAGUACACGAGUAUUAUGUUUAUAAACAACCAUUAGUACACGAGUAUGUUUAUAAACAGCCAUUAGUACACGAGUAUGUUUAUAAACAGCCAUUAGUACACGAGUAUGUUUAUAAACAGCCAUUAGUACACGAGUAUGUUUAUAAACAACCAUUAGUAAACGAGUGUGUUUAUAAACAGCUAUUAGUAAACGAGUAUGUUUAUAAACAUAAACGAGCAAACUAUAUUGUAGUGUAA